This is a messenger RNA of Xenia sp. Carnegie-2017, 1478 nucleotides long. RefSeq names its product inhibitor of growth protein 4-like. The transcript has 9 exons. Bases 366 to 1073 code for a protein of 235 amino acids. Lineage: Eukaryota; Metazoa; Cnidaria; Anthozoa; Malacalcyonacea; Xeniidae. Gene Ontology annotation, cellular component: nucleus. The record is from RefSeq and is a predicted model, not a curated record. Gene Ontology annotation, biological process: regulation of DNA-templated transcription.
UGCAUUCAGUAUUAUUGGUAACACAAGGCCUGCUUCGAGACGGACAAAUUAUUUUUUAAGCUAUAGUUAACAAGAUUCAUCCUGAUUAGCCGGAAAAUUAGGAAAUUUGGGCAAAAGUGUAUUUUAUUGCGAUUGCCGCCACGUCAUGAUCAUAUCUCUUGAAAACAUCUACUAUUCGAGGCCAUCGUUCACACAGUCGUUUUUUAAGAUCGAGUGUCCGACAGCAGACCGAUCCUUGUGACGACUGUUUAACGAGCGUACGUCAUAAAUGUAACAAGUUUUAUUAAAGGUUUGUGGAAGACGGCGAACUAAAUGUCAAUUGUCAAAAAUGUGAAUUUAUUUUGGAACAUUAUUUAUAUUUAGUCAUGUACUUGGAGCACUACUUAGACAGUAUUGAAAAUCUUCCUUAUGAACUUCAAAGAAACUUCACACUCAUGCGGGAUCUUGACCAGAGAACCCAAGAUAUCCUCAAGGAGAUUGAUGACAUGGCUGAUAAUUACACAGAAUGCGCGAGGAAUCUCUCUCCAAGUGAAAAGACAGAGCAGCUGACGAAGAUCGAGGAAUCUUUUGCAAAGGCAAAAGAGUUAUCAGAAGACAAAGUCCAGCUUGCCAUGCAGACAUACGAAAUGGUUGACAAACAUAUUCGUAAGUUGGACUUCGAUCUUGCACGAUUUGAAGCAGACUUGAAAGAGCAGCAUGAACAAGAACUCGCCGCUUCUGAUGAAGAAAAUAAGGAUUCCAAGUCGAGGAAGAAAAAGCGAAAGAAAUCGCGCGGCAAGUCGACUGGCGCUGAAAGUGCACGAAAGAAGAAACGUGAUGAACCUGUCAUUCCACCACUAGCUGCAGUCACGGCAUUUUUACCCAGUCCUGAUGUACAAGUUUUGGAUAUGCCUGUUGAUCCAAAUGAACCCACCUACUGUCUUUGUCACCAGGUUUCUUAUGGAGAGAUGAUUGGCUGCGAUAAUUUGGAGUGUCCAAUCGAAUGGUUUCACUUUCCUUGUGUUGGUCUGACGACGAAACCAAAAGGCAAAUGGUAUUGUCCAAAGUGCAAUAUUGAAAAGAAGAAGAAAUGAGAGCAUUGCUUUAAAGAUGAGAAAUGUACAACAGCAUUGGAAGCUGCAAGUAUUGUGCAUUUGCAUGGCAACGUUGUAAUAUUUUGGUGACGUUUACGUCUGGACCGCAAUUCACCUGAGAAUAACCGACAAUGUCGAUGAUCAAAUCGUUAUUGGCUACAUUAUUUCGGUUUUUUUAAAGAACGAGUGUAAAUGUAUAUAAGUAACAGUUACAUUGUGUAUGUAACGGUCUUGUAAAUUCUCUAUGCCAUCCGUCCGGCAUACUUGACCGAGAAGUAGCCAGGUCUUACUUAGGUAUUUGGAAACUAGUUGAAACUAGCUCUCUGCAGUUUUUUUUGCAAAAAUUUGUAAAGCAUAUGAUUGCAAUCAGUGGGUUCGAUUAAAAAGUGCGUAAGCAAUCUUGUA